AUGUCUCGUUUCGUGGGCUUUGCUCGCUUGUUCCAUUACCUAAGUGCUCAGGGCCCUCGAGAUCACCGCGGCGGUUGUCCCUUUAUGCCUGGCCGUUAUCGGAUUAUUAACCGUGGAAUAACCGUAGCAGUGUACUGCGCCCAUUCUGCGCCCAUUGACGACUACGAGGUGCGAAACCCGAUUGCUUAUGCUGGGAUGCUCUAUCACACUGAGGCCGGUCUCCGCUUUGGGACAGACGAUCGGAUACUCCAUGCAAUAUGA
Molecule: messenger RNA, 261 nt
Organism: Phanerochaete carnosa HHB-10118-sp
Lineage: Eukaryota; Fungi; Basidiomycota; Agaricomycetes; Polyporales; Phanerochaetaceae
Exons: 1
Coding region: 1-261 (86 amino acids)
Source: RefSeq, a predicted model, not a curated record